Linum trigynum is the source of this 4170-nucleotide messenger RNA. The record is from the annotation of a GenBank genome assembly. NCBI's taxonomy places the organism in Eukaryota, Viridiplantae, Streptophyta, Magnoliopsida, Malpighiales, Linaceae.
UGCUAGUUAAAUAUAGAAAGGCGUAUCUCGCCCGAUAGGGCAAAAGAAGGAAUUAAUAUCUGACGAAACCCGAAACCACCGCACCUCCUUGUCCUCUCUCCCUUUCUGCAAUUCUCUCCUACCCCGUAAAAAAUAUUACGCCGCCGCCGCCGGAGAAGAAAAUCACUAAUCCCGUGACGAUGGCGGCGCAAAACAAACCCAUAAAGGCGGAGGAUCAAACCACCGCCGCCGCAACCACGACUCCGCGGCCAAACAAACCCAUCAAGACGGAGCCCAAAACCAUCACCGGCGAAGUGAUCGGAAUCGACCUCGGGACCACCUACUCCUGCGUCGCCGUCGUGCGAAACGGCGCCGCCGAGAUCAUCCCGAACGACCAAGGCAACCGGACCACCCCUUCCUGCGUCGCCUUCACCGCCGCCGCCGGACGGCUCAUCGGCGACGCCGCCAAGAACCAGGCCGGCCUCAACCCCCGGCGCACCAUCUUCGACGCCAAGCGCCUCAUCGGGAAAAAAUUCCACGACGCGGACGUCCAGACCGAUCUCAAGUACCUCCCCUACCCCGUCGUCGAAAACGGCGAGAAACCCCACGUGGCGAUCGAAGGAGUCAAACCGUUGACCCCCGAGGAAGUCAGCGCGAUGAUCCUGCGCAAAAUGAAGGAGACCGCGGAGACCUACCUCGGGACGGAGGUAAACGACGCCGUCGUGACGGUCCCGGCCUACUUCAACGACGCGCAGAGGCAGGCCACGAAGGACGCGGGCCGGAUCGCGGGCCUGAACGUGGUCCGGAUCGUCAACGAGCCCACGGCGGCCGCCAUAGCGUACGGUUUCAACGAUCGGAAGCGGAAGAGGCGGGGCGAGGAGUGGAGGAAGAGGAAGGUGCUGGUGUACGACCUCGGCGGCGGGACGUUCGACGUCAGCGUGCUGGAGAUCGAGGGCCGCGAGUUCCGCGUGCUGGCGACCGGCGGCGACACGCACCUCGGCGGCGGCGACUUCGACCAGAAGGUGGUGGAGUUCUUCAUCAAGCUUGUCAAGAGAAAGUACCACAAGGUGGAACCAGUAGCAGGAGGCAGCUCUGUCGCUGACGUGGAUGAUAUCGGUGACGACAGCAGAGCUCUAGGGAGGCUGCGCGUGGAAUGCGAGAGAGCGAAGAGGCUCCUAAGCAGUCAGACCCAGGCGAGGGUCGAGGUCGAUUCCCUGUUAAGGGGAAUCGACUUCUCGGAGGUGCUGACCAGAGCCAAGUUCGAGGAGCUGAACUUGGCCCUGUUCAGGAGGACGGUCGAGAUCGUGAAGAAGACGCUGAAAGACGCACGACUCGAGAAGAGCGAGGUCGACGAGAUCGUACUGGUGGGAGGGAGCACGAGGAUCCCGAAGGUGAGGGAGAUGCUGAAGGAGAUGUUCGACGGGAAGGAUCCGAGCCAGGGCGUGAACCCUGACGAGGCCGUGGCUUGUGGCGCCGCCGUUUUGGCGGCCAACAUGAGGUGCCGAAACGACGCCGCCACGGAGAUGACUUUGUUCGACGUGACGCCGUUGAGCUUGGGGUACACCGCCGUCGGUGAUGUGAUGAGUGUAAUGGUUCCGAGAAACACUCCUAUCCCUACAAAGGUGUCGAGGAUUGUUGCCACCGUCGUUGACUGGCAGACCAAUUUCUCCAUCCAGGUACUUCAAGGUGAAAGAGUAAGUAAGCAGGAUUGCCUUGUGCUUGGAAGCUUUAUUCUACCGGACAUUCCAAAGGCUAAACGCGGUGUUUCCACGGCGGAGCUAACAUAUGACGUCGACGUGGACGGAAUACUCACCGUCACCGCGAAAAACAACGCUGCGUCGAAGAACUCCGAAACCCUAGUUUUGGAAAACUACAAAGGCAACCUGACGGCGGAAGAGGUCGAGAAGAUGGUGGUGGAGGCGGAGCAGAUGGCCAAGGACGACCGGAAGGUGAAGGAGCGCGUGGACGCGCGGAACCGGCUGGAGAGGUACAUCUACAACGUGGAAGGGGCGGCGCGUGACAAGACGAAGAUCUAUUGGGAUGAAGGCGACAAGAGGAAGGUGGAAGAUGCACUGGAAGAAGCCGGGAAGUGGUUGGACAACGACACGUUGAGCGGCGCGUCGUCGGCGAAGGAAGAGUAUGAGACGAGGAUGGGGAAGCUGGCGGAGCUAUGGGACUCUGUUAAGAGCAAGGUUUAUGUUCUUGUCGAUGACGAUUAGCUGGUGUUUAGUGGGUGGAUCAUUAUGAUGGUAAUAUAAUCUACUGUUAUUAUCCUUGUUUGGUUUGAUUCAUAUACAGGGUUUGCUCUAGGUGUUUAUGGUUAGAUGACCAACAAUAAUUGUCUUCCAGUGUUUUUAGUUGUUUGAUAAUUCCAUGUGGAUGCUUGUUAAUUUGUUAUGGUUGCAUCAUUAGAGAUAUAUGGAAUAUAUUCUGUUAAUCCGAGCUAGGAGCAAAGAAAGAUUCGAGGUAGAUAUGUGGAUACGCUAUCUAGUAAGAUAUCAUCUCACUCUGUAGAAAUUAUAAUGGUUCCAAGUAAUAAAAGUUGAAAUUGGAUCGAACAAUGAGUUCAAUUUGAAUUAGAUCCGAGUUAAUUGUUAAUCUCAAUUAGUAUAAUAAAUGAUGCAUGAAGGUGGAUAAUCUAAACAAAAUAUUUACGAGGAUUUGAAAGAUUAACCAUUAUAUAUGCUAACGUCUCUAAGAAAAAAAAUAACAUUAUAUGCUAACGUUGUUCAAAACUUUUAUUAGGAUGUUCCGAAGAGCUUGAUUGUCAAAUCUUUUGGGAGGAAAACAACGCUCGAUUUGUUUGGACUGUAGAGUUUAGUGAUCGGCCAUUUAGUAUGCCAUUGGCUUUAGCCACAUGUAUAGCUUUUGGUGAAUUUUAGGCCCACUAGUGCAGGCUUUUUAUCAGGUUGGAAAGCAGCAAAGAAAAGAGAAAACUGUCCAUCUCUUUCUACCCAAGCCCAUAUAUUAAUGGACUAAACAUAUACGAGAUGUGGAAGGUGUAACAAAAUAAGAUGGAUGGGAUAAAGGAUGAUUUCGUUUGGUCAUCUUGUUGGAUGGUGUAGGUUUGAAUCACGGUUUAAAGAUGAAAGAUAUGUUAAAAUUAAGAAUUGGAUCAAUAAUGUAUUCGAUCCAAUUUGGUUUUUUUAGUUUGGUUCAAAUGUCAAUUUGCUCUAUUUUUCUUCAAUAUUAAUAAAAUUCAUGAGAUCAAAGACCAGAUCACAUAAUAUGCGAUCGAUAUGUCCAGUUCAAACAUCAAUUUGUUCUAAUAUGUCCAAUUCAAACAUCGAUUUGUUCCGGUGCGAUCAUAUACUGACCAACCCGUUGCACACCCUAGAUGAUUAAUCACAGCUGUUGGACUGACAUGCUAAUAGUUUGGGGGGGGUGGGGGUGGGGGUGGGUUGAAAAGGAACCAUGAAGGUGUAGAAAGGGGCAGGUUCUCAACUCUUAUAAUUGUGUUGUUAGGGGUAAUUGUGUUGUUAGGGGAUUUGAUUUAUAUUCAUGAGAAUGAUUUAUCUUAUGAUCAGGGGUUUAUCACUUCACAUGUAAAAAAAUCUCCAUCUGCUUAUUUCUUUUAAUGCAGUUUUUUUCCCUGACUUUUGGAAUCGGUUGAAUGACCACUUGAUGAAUGAUGGUUUAAGUGUGUACAUUCGAAAUGAUUUAAUUCGUGAAAAGCGACUAAUUUAUUUUACAAACCUUUCAGAAUAUGAAAAUUCGUUGUGAUUCACUGUAAAAUAUAAUAAAAUUGUUAAUUUUAUGAAUUAAAAUUUUAUAUCUAUUAACUAUUUUUUUUUUCGUCUGGUAAACCAACGAAAGAAUCAUGGGUCUGCCACGACUUACAUAGUUACAUGUCAUACUCAUACUUGAAAGGGGUCAACCCUACCCUAAUAGCCUUAUUAUUUCACUGACCCCAAUUUAACCUAAAGUCAAUAAUAUUAUCAUUCUUAAUUUCUCGGAUUAGAGAAUUAAACCGGUAGCAAUUAAUUAAGUCCGAUCGAGACACACACCCCAUGACUUAAACGCCAUAUUUACGCGUUGUGAAAUUUUGACUUAUGGGGUUGAGUCUACUCACUACUGCUUUCAUCACCAUCAGUAGUUUACAAAAAUAUUAGGUGAAGAUUACAUCAUUACUUAAUUAAUCAAUUAAUUAAAUCUUAAACAACCCAACUUAAAUAAAGUAAAAACGUGACA